This is a messenger RNA of Staurois parvus, 1015 nucleotides long. The record is from the annotation of a GenBank genome assembly. Lineage: Eukaryota; Metazoa; Chordata; Amphibia; Anura; Ranidae.
AUGAUCCCUCUACAGAACGCCAGCGACACUCCGCCUCUGGGGGCCGAGGGGGAAGAAGGACACACGGACCCCUCUCCAUGUGUGUUGGGUUACAUCCCGGUGAUUUAUUACAGCAUCCUUCUAGGGCUUGGCUUACCAGUCAACAUCUUGACAGCUGUGGCCCUCUCAAAGUUGGCAUCCAGGACCAAGAAGUCAUCCUACUGCUACCUCCUGGCCCUUACUACCUCCGACAUCCUGACCCAGAUCUUUAUCAUCUUUGUAGGCUUCAUCCUACAGACAGCCAUCCUCCAUCGCAAGGUGCCCAAUGCCUUCAUCCACAUGGUCAGUGUCCUUGAGUUUUCAUCCAAUCACGCCUCUAUCUGGAUCACGGUCAUCCUCACGGUUGAUCGAUAUGUAGCUCUUUGUCACCCGCUGCAGUAUCGCUCCCUGUCCUACCCAGAACGCACCCGCAAAGUCAUUAUGACCGUGUUCCUCUCGUCUUUUGUGACCGGAAAUUCCAUUCUACUGGUGGAGCGACGUUUGGAGGGACCCUCGAGCUCCAGGAUUGUUGGAUCGAUUGCUUAAGUGGGUCCACUGCUUUAUCAUUUAUUUCAUCCCAUGUACCAUCUUCUUCCUCACUAACACGGUAAUCAUUCUGAGGCUCAGGAGGAAAUCCGAAUCGAAGAGGUACAAGGUCCGCAUUGGCAAGACCACGGCCAUCCUGAUGAGCAUCACAACGGUUUUUGCAGUUCUCUGGGCUCCCAGGACCAUCGUCAUCAUCAUUCACAUGUACGUGUCUUCGGUCCACAAGGACUGGAGGGUCCACCUGGCCUUGGACAUUGGGAAUAUGCUGGCCCUCCUGAACACAGCUGUCAAUUUCUUCCUGUACUGUUUUGUGAGUCGCCGGUUUCGGGACAUGGUGAGAGAAAUCCUUGGCAUGCAAAGGCCGUGUCGCAUGGUGGAAGGGAAGAAGAGCCAAAGUGACUUCUCUGACUCCUUGAAGCCAGUGGAGAUCCCACAGGCAACAGUUAUUUGA